This is a messenger RNA of Cantharellus anzutake, 1667 nucleotides long. RefSeq lists its product as uncharacterized. Bases 311 to 1456 code for a protein of 381 amino acids. The transcript has 6 exons. Gene Ontology annotation, molecular function: protein tag activity; ubiquitin protein ligase binding. The record is from RefSeq and is a predicted model, not a curated record. Gene Ontology annotation, biological process: modification-dependent protein catabolic process; protein ubiquitination. Gene Ontology annotation, cellular component: cytoplasm; nucleus. Lineage: Eukaryota; Fungi; Basidiomycota; Agaricomycetes; Cantharellales; Hydnaceae.
ACUCAUGUCCCAGCAUACGGCAAGUUGCGUCACUCGACCAAAGUCGUGCAACCGCCUGUAUUAACGGUAGCGAUGAGUAUAGCCGUAUGGCGCCAACACAGCGUUGGCACUUGACGCCGGUUGAUCGAUUAAAGGCCUAAUGACUUAGCCAGAACCGAGAAAUAAGUUACAUUGAGUAAGCUGUGCCAUAAGUCCGACGGAGAUAAGCUGCGAGAACCGAUAUAAAGACCGAUCGACUUCCACUCAGCUUGAUCCUCCACCACUACCACCUCUCAGAGCUGUAGUAACCUCACCUUAAACGCGAGAUAUCAUGCAGAUUUUUGUGAAGACCCUCACCGGCAAGACCAUCACCCUCGAGGUGGAAUCCUCUGACACGAUCGAUAACGUCAAGACCAAGAUCCAAGACAAGGAGGGGAUUCCUCCAGACCAGCAGCGCUUGAUCUUCGCCGGCAAGCAGUUGGAGGAUGGUCGCACGUUGUCAGAUUACAACAUUCAGAAGGAGUCGACUCUUCACCUCGUCCUUCGCCUUCGUGGUGGCAUGCAAAUAUUUGUUAAGACGUUGACGGGGAAGACUAUUACACUUGAGGUCGAGUCCUCGGAUACCAUUGACAACGUCAAGACUAAGAUUCAGGACAAGGAGGGCAUUCCUCCAGACCAACAGCGCCUGAUCUUUGCCGGAAAGCAACUGGAAGAUGGACGUACACUCUCUGACUAUAACAUUCAGAAAGAAUCUACCCUUCACUUGGUCCUUCGUCUUCGUGGUGGAAUGCAGAUUUUCGUCAAGACCCUUACUGGCAAAACAAUUACACUGGAAGUCGAGUCUUCCGAUACGAUUGACAAUGUCAAGACUAAGAUACAGGAUAAGGAGGGGAUUCCCCCGGAUCAGCAGCGCUUAAUUUUCGCCGGGAAGCAGCUUGAAGACGGUCGUACCCUUUCGGAUUAUAACAUUCAGAAAGAGUCAACGCUUCAUUUGGUUCUUCGUCUUCGUGGUGGAAUGCAAAUUUUCGUCAAGACUCUCACUGGAAAGACGAUUACCCUGGAAGUCGAGUCCUCCGAUACGAUCGACAAUGUCAAGACGAAAAUACAGGAUAAGGAGGGCAUCCCCCCAGACCAACAGCGUUUAAUCUUUGCGGGCAAGCAACUCGAGGAUGGUCGCACUCUUUCGGAUUACAACAUUCAGAAGGAGUCAACACUCCACCUUGUCCUUCGUCUGCGUGGUGGCAUGCAGAUUUUCGUCAAGACUCUCACCGGAAAGACGAUCACUCUCGAGGUCGAGUCGUCCGAUACGAUUGACAACGUGAAGACGAAAAUACAGGACAAAGAAGGUAUUCCUCCCGACCAGCAGCGUUUGAUCUUCGCUGGCAAGCAACUUGAGGACGGGCGUACUCUGUCUGAUUAUAACAUUCAGAAGGAGUCCACUCUUCACCUUGUCUUACGUCUUCGUGGUGGUCUAUGAACGCCUUCAUGACCGUACAGAAGUAUCACUUCACGUCAUCGCCUUGCCCACUCUUUCUCGUGUCUGUUUGUUGCAUGUCGUCGCAUGUCAUUUAGUGUACUCGGUUCACGAUGAAAGCAUUUUUCUAUUGCGCAUAUACCUCUACAUGAUGUACCUGGUCCGAUCUCUCUUUGAGCAAGCCUCUAUUGAUGCGAAUGCAUGUUCCUCCACA